Drosophila eugracilis is the source of this 2144-nucleotide messenger RNA. It is a transcript of the gene Cpr73D, whose product is annotated as fibroin heavy chain. The record is from RefSeq and is a predicted model, not a curated record. NCBI's taxonomy places the organism in Eukaryota, Metazoa, Arthropoda, Insecta, Diptera, Drosophilidae. The transcript has 4 exons. Gene Ontology annotation, molecular function: structural constituent of chitin-based larval cuticle. Gene Ontology annotation, cellular component: chitin-based extracellular matrix. Bases 188 to 1993 code for a protein of 601 amino acids.
CGUUAGCUCCUCCUAAAGACCACAAACCAAGUCGGAGUCUAAGUUGGGAUUAAAGUUCGGUUUGGAGCUCGAUCGGAUCGGUUCAGGGCAAUAGAAAGAUAUUUAUUUGGUGACUGUGCCUGCAGCAGGAUGCUCGCUUGAAGCAAGUUCCAUCUCUGUGCUGGAUUUAAACAAAUGCGAUUUGAAGAUGCUGCAUCUGCAUCGGCACUUGAACUUCCUGUGGUUCCUCUGCUCUCUGUUGGGAUACUUAGCAGAUCCGGCGACAGCUGAGAUCGAGUAUAAUACGAUUAAUGAGGACGGAUCUUUUCAGUUUCGACAUGCAAAUGAUGACAUUGGAGGCUACUAUCACAGCGCCUCGGGCACUCCGGACAACACGGUGCGAGGUCGCUACGGUUCGCGGAGUCCGGCGAGCGGACAGAUCGAGGAGACCGUCUAUACAGCCGGACCACGUGGAUUUCGCGUAAACGGACCGAAGAUUCAUCGGAAAAUGGAUCUGGCCCAGUAUCCGGUAUUGCCGCGAGGAAGUCCAGAUGAUCCGCUGGCUGAUCCUUUUGAUGAUCCCUCCUACAGCUUCAGUUUCCGCACUCCGGAUCAGUCGCGCAGUGAGGAGAAUGAUUCGGGUAAUAGGAUCAGAGGACUUUACUCAUAUCUGGACGACGUGGGCGAGCGGCAUAGUGUUCGUUAUGCAGCUGGAGCCGGAACUGGUUUCGAGAUCUCCAAUGCUGUCCCGGACAGUCCAUCGACUGUGGCCUAUUCCAGUCCUCUGUACAAGUCCCAUCCCAAAACACGCGGAAAGAUGGCCGUGCAAAGAGGACCGGCGGGUAGCUACAAGCUGAUUGCAUCCGGACCGGAUCAUAGAAGGGCUGAAAGCCGAGCUCCGGAUGGUCUGGUGAGGGGCACAUACUCCUUCCUGGACGACAAGGGCGUGCAGAGGACAGUGGAGUAUAUAGCAGGAGCAGGAAUUGGCUACAGGGUGGUGCAAAACCGAAUUGGUCCUGGCACCCAUAUCAAUCCCUCUGUGGCUGAUUUUCGUCUGGCAGAUCCGGAUUUCCGAUUGGCUAAUGAUUUUGGUAGGGGUGCAGGUGGUGGCUUGGGUCCAAAGGGAGGAGGAAGCGGAUCAAGUGGCCCAAGUGGUUCAGGCGGAGCAGUAGGAUCAGGUGGAGGUGGCGGUGGAAGUGGAGGUGGAUCGGGAAGGGGUCGCACUCCUGGCAGACCCGGCAGCAAAGAGUAUCUGAAGCCAGCUGAUAGCGGAAGGCCCAGAGAUCAGGGGGAGGGAGAUGCCGGGGCUUCGGAUGAUGAUAAUCUCGGAUCUCAUGAUGGCAACGAAGGAGAUGACAUCGGGCCUAGCGGUAGUUCUUCUGGGUCCAGCAACUUUAACGGUAAAGAGGAUCGCAGGGGAUUCCCGGCGGGAAGUUCCCAACGGGGCAGUACUAGGUAUGACGGCGGGGGUAGUAACUCUCAAAGAGGUGGAGGUGGUAGUGGUGGUUCCAUAAGGACAAAUGCAAGUGGGUCGAGAAACAGGAACCGAUUUGGAAGCAGUGGAGGAAGUGCUUCCUCUGAAAGGGGAGCUGUAAGGGGAGAAGUAGCCGGUGGGGGAAGCAGUCGCCGAGGAGGUGGAGCCUCCAGCGAAGGCGACUCUGGCCUGGGCUACCUGCCGCCCACAGGUGGAUCGGGCACUAGUGCCAUCAGCGGACCCGGGGACAAUUACCACCUCAACGAUGAAGAUGUGGGCAGUUCACUGCCGCCACUGGUCACUGCAAACCAUCGAAUUCUGGAGAUCGAUCGGGAUCGGGAGUGGGUGCAAAGACAUCGCGACUCCACCGUGAUCAAAAAUGUGGGUAAAUGGUAUGUGGGCUUGCCACCUGGCCAAAGUGUCCGUGCCCAUGUCCAGAACAUCGACAUAGUUCCCCUGGGUGGAAGGAUUGGUCUCUCCCCGUCAGAGGCACUGCGUCAAGAUGAGAUCGCCGAGCUGAAUGCCUCCAGGGAGCACUAAUCAGAUACUCCCCCUCCACUGAUUGGAUCUGUAGUUCGUAGUGAUCAGUAGCUCUAAGUGAUCAGCGUUAAGUAACUGAAACUGGGUUGACUCCACCUGGAAACUGUAACAGUAUUUAAAGCGGAAUACAUUUUAUGUCUGUAUCUGUGUA